Messenger RNA from Cylicocyclus nassatus, 411 nucleotides. The record is from the annotation of a GenBank genome assembly. Lineage: Eukaryota; Metazoa; Nematoda; Chromadorea; Rhabditida; Strongylidae.
AUGAUUCGCUUUUAUAAUACUAUACCUGCGUCAGCGCAAAGGUUCUCAAAGUGGGAAUCAAACUUCAGAGAUUAUUCAGGUAGUUUAUCGUUUUAUCGAACGCUGCUACAGUACAGUAAGGAGCUGCAUGUCCCGAAUGAGGCCCGGCAGGCCAUAAAAAACAUUCUCAUCCUCCCAGCAAGCAACGCCGAUCCCGAGCGCAGUUUCUCUGCUGCUAACAGGCUCUCUAGAGAGGAAAGGAGUAACAUAAAGACGGAGUCUCCAGACAACAUCAUGACAGUGCAGCGUAAUGGGCUUAGCAUCCUAACAGUUAAACUUCAACAGAUAGCACCCCAAUGGAUGCAUCCUGCACCGGGACUUGGGUUGGAUCCGGGUAUGCCAUCGAAUCUAGCUAGAGAAGGCAGCCUCUGA